CGCCCCACCUGACAGUAAGGUCGAUUUUACGAAUACUGUUGUGUGAAACGUCACCCUUAUGGUAAUAACGCGUAGUCCUUGAACGGGCAGAGUUCACCAAAUUUAACCACCAGCGUUAUCUUAGUCACAAAUGGCUGCAAUGGCGCCAAAUAUUGGUGGUUACAAAUGUGACUUCUGUGCAUUUAGUCCAUACGACGAGCAGAGUAAACGUGCCGCUGUGUAUUUUAAUUGUUUUUAAAUGGAUUAUUACACUUUAAGGCCUUCAAGAUGUCUAGAAAAAUUUUGGACCUUGACAAAAUGCCCUACGAAGAAUACGAAGCCAUUCUAUGGGCGAUUGAUGAAGAACAAGCUGAGAAUUCCGAUGUUGGGGGCGAUUCUGAUCCAGAGGAUCUCCUUCCUCUUAGUGUGUUGCCAUCAUCACAAAGAACGCGGAAAUCUGUGAUUAACUUACCAGAGUCUCCACAUGUUUCUCAGUCAUCUACAGUUCCGCCACCGCCUAUUAGAACUUUGUCUGCUGAUGAAGAUGAUAUCCCGUUUUUGCAUCAAGAAGCCGAACACUGUUUCGACUUACUACAAAAUCCCUCCAGAGAUAUUCCAAUGGAUGAUUCUCCCAUACCUAUAUCUCCAAUACCUUCGCCUGCUCCGUCAUCAGUUCCUGUGGAGUGCGGUCAGCCUAGACGAAGCCGUGGCGUCCGAACUAGAGGUCCAAGGGUACGAGGGAGAGUUCGUACUACCAUUAGGGGGCAGCAGCGUUCAAGCUCGAGUAGACGAGGAGGUCACAGCGUUCGAGGUCAACAAGUAAAUCAAUCUGAUCCGUAUAAAUUUCGUAAAAUAUUUCGAGAACCACCCGAGCAUAAAAAUCAUAAAUUUGGCACUUACAGGGGUAUUAAUGUAGAGAUCGAUUUAUCUUCACCAUUAAAAAUUUUUAUGUUAUUUUUUACGAAUCAGAUGUUUCAGCAUAUAGUAGAUCAAAGCAACCUGUACUCUGGAAACAAAUUGAACCUUUAUGUAAAGGAACUUCACGCAUUUUUCGGUAUAUUAAUUAUUAUGGGCUUCAACGUUCUUCCUUCUGUACGUCACUACUGGUCUACUGAUCAAAACUUUUUUUGUGCUCGCAUAUCAGGCUUGAUGACUGUCAAAAGAUUUCUAAAGAUCCUCCGAUACUUACAUCUGAAUGACAACUCUACCAUGAAAAUCCGCGGCGAUCCUGAGUAUGACAGACUCCACAAAGUUCGGCCCCUAUUGAACAUGCUCUCUGAAAAUUUCAAAAAAGUCUUUAGCCCAUCUCGGUUUCUUAGUGUUGAUGAAAGCAUGAUACCCUUCAAGGGUCGCUCAAUGCUAAAGCAAUAUAUGCCAUUAAAACCGAUCAAGCGCGGCUUCAAAGUCUGGGUCUUAUGCUGUGCUGUAACCGGAUACAUGUGUUGCAUGGAAAUCUACGAGGGCAAAAAAGAUAAACCAUCAUCAGAGGUUGGGUUGGGCGAAGAAGUGGUUAUGAAACUGACGCAGACUUUUGUAGGUCUGGGAUUUUGCGUUUAUUUUGAUCGAUUUUUUAAUUCGCUGUGCCUGUUGACGAAACUUUUGUCCAAACAAAUCUUCGCUUGCGGAACAUUACUGGCAACAAGAAAAUACUUUCCCAAGGAACGAUUGCGCGACGACAAAGAUCUUGCUACAGGUGACUUUGAUAGUGUGAUGGAUGGCUCCGUUUCUAUAACAAAAUGGAAAGAUAGAGGAAAGAAAUGCGUCUUGAUGGCAUCAAAUAUGCAUAAUCCUGCUGCUAUUACAUCCGUUUUGCGAACUAAUCGAGAAGGAAGAAAAGAACAAGUGAAAUGCCCCAAAUCAAUAGCUGAUUACAAUAUAUACAUGGGAGGUGUCGAUCGUUUCGAUCAAUUAAUGGCAUCUUACACCGUAUCAUGGAAAAGUCGUCGUUGGUGGCUAAAAAUAUUUUAUUAUUUGCUUGACUGUGCUGUUGUGAACUCCUAUAUUGUUUACCGGGAGGUAGCUAAAGACGUUCUUCCUCAUGCUAAAAGGCUUUCUCAUUUGUCUUUUCGAAGUAAGUUAGCUGAUGAGCUGAUAUCUGACUACAUGAGUAGAAAACGACAAUCUGGAAUUACAAACAAACCCAAGUUUGUUGCUGAUCAACCUCAUUUCCCCGAGAGAACAACUUGUAAACGCUGUGGAUACUGCAGUACAAAAGAAAAACCGGUCCGUAGUAGAAUAGGAUGCAAUAUUUGUGAGGUGUCCCUUUGUUUAGGAUGUUUCAAAGAUUUUCAUUUGAAUGGUUGUAAGAAGAUGUGCCAUCAAUAAGAAUUUUAUUUAAAUUUAUAAACUACAUUUUGAAGGGCUUGGUCCCCAGAUGAUUGAUGAUUAUGUACGCAGGAUUAUUUUUUAUUUAAUAAGUACAUUUUGAUAAGUUUACUCUGUUUGUUCUUCUUUAGACUGAUUACUUUGAAACUAUGUCUGUUAAUUACUGUGUAAGACUGUUAAUUAUCUAAUAAUAAAGAAUUUAUGUAAUUUAGUUUAGAUCUCAAGAAUGCUGUCUAAGACUGAUUGUUAUUGUAG
Molecule: messenger RNA, 2559 nt
Organism: Hyposmocoma kahamanoa
Lineage: Eukaryota; Metazoa; Arthropoda; Insecta; Lepidoptera; Cosmopterigidae
Product: piggyBac transposable element-derived protein 4-like
Exons: 2
Coding region: 268-2304 (678 amino acids)
Source: RefSeq, a predicted model, not a curated record